Molecule: messenger RNA, 3640 nt
Organism: Oppiella nova
Lineage: Eukaryota; Metazoa; Arthropoda; Arachnida; Sarcoptiformes; Oppiidae
Source: the annotation of a GenBank genome assembly
CUGCCCGGUGCCCCCGGAAGGGAUGGACUCCCAGGACUCAGAGGCGGAAGGGGUGAAAGAGGAGAAGAUGGUCUUCCCGGUCCUCCUGGUCUGAGGGGUGUUCCCGGAACUAUGGGUGACAAAGGAGUGAAGGGUCCGAUGGGAUUCCCGGGAGAUUCCGGGUUUAAAGGUGAUUCCGGUCUACCCGGACUACCAGGACUUCCCGGAAUGAAAGGUGACCCUGGUCUCCCAGGAAUAGGACGUCCGGGGCAGCCAGGUCUGCCAGGUUUUGCGGGUUCAAAAGGUGAACUGGGAAUGCCUGGACCUCCAGGGCUUCCGGGAGAUCGUGGUUUACCAGGAAUUUUGGGAAUGAAAGGAGACAUCGGUUUUCCUGGUCUACCCGGUCUGCCCGGACAUAGGGGCGACAAAGGCGAUCCCGCGAAAGAAGGAUAUCCGGGACCAGAAGGCGCGCCGGGACUCCCAGGGCUUGACGGACCUAAAGGUGAUAUUGGAUAUAAAGGAGAUAUAGGACUUCCAGGAAUUCCAGGAUUACCUGGAAUUAAAGGAGAGGGCGGUAUUCCUGGACUGCCAGGACUGCCCGGAAUGGACGGCCCACCGGGUAAUCCUGGGUUUCCGGGCAAAGAUGGACUGCCAGGAUUCCCGGGAACUAAAGGAUUAAAGGGUGAUAGUGUUCCCGGACUCCCGGGACCGCCAGGAUAUGAUGGCUCACCCGGUUUGCCCGGACUUAAAGGUGACCGAGGAAUAAAUGGUUUUUCCGGAAUGGAGGGAAAGCCUGGUGUAAUGGGUUUUAAAGGCGACCCUGGCCUUCCCGGGCCACCAGGUCUACCCGGAUUGUCGGGUGAUAUAGGAUAUCGAGGAGAUAAAGGUGAUUCUGGACUACCAGGUUUACCGGGCCAACCCGGACCACCGGGUACUUCUGGUUUCAAUGGCUUACCAGGAAUAAAAGGAGAACCAGGAAUACCAGGACAUGGUUUGCCUGGACCUCAGGGAAGGAAAGGAGACCAAGGAAUAGAUGGUUUUCCUGGACUGCCAGGUCUGCCGGGCAUUAAAGGCGACAGUGGUUUACCAGGACUUCCCGGAUAUAAAGGCGAUAAAGGCUUGUCUGGUCUACCCGGAUCACCAGGAAUUCCUGGCCAACCCGGACUAAUAGGUCCCAAAGGUUUUGAUGGACCCCGAGGUCUACCGGGUCUAAAGGGUGAAUUAGGCGUUCCUGGCAUACCUGGUCUGCCCGGUUUGAAAGGUGAUCGAGCGAACGAUGGGAUGCCCGGUCUUCCCGGACUUAUAGGGCCUAAAGGAGAUCCAGGACUACCAGGUUUUCCAGCUGACAAGGGAAACAAAGGGAUUUCAGGACUCCCAGGACUUCCUGGCUUUCCAGGACUUAAAGGAGAACGAGGGAACAAUGGUCUGCCUGGCCUUCCGGGGCUUAAAGGCAAUUAUGGACCGCCUGGCUUUGAUGGACAGCCAGGUCCGAGUGGUCUGCCGGGUCUUCCAGGUGACCCUGGAGCUGAAGGUCCUCCCGGUGAUUGUGAGAAGGGACUGCCAGGACCAUCGGGUAUACCAGGACAGGAUGGAUUCCCAGGUGUGCCGGGUCCUAAAGGCGAGCCUGGAAUACCUGGGUUGCCGGAGGCCCCCCUGGAGAUUCGAAGCUUCCCGGAGUGCCCGGUCCUAAAGGAGACCGAGGAUUCAAUGGUCAGCCCGGACUACCCGGACGUGACGGUGAGACAGGAAUUAGAGGAGAUGAUGGACUGCCAGGCAUUCCCGGACCUAAAGGUGACCGAGGAUUUCCUGGACCUCCCAGUUCUGGGGAUGGAGUGCCAGGACCUCCUGGAUCUCCCGGACUUCCCGGUUUGCCUGGUUUUAAGGGCGAUAAAGGACUCGCUGGCUACCCCGGAUCACCUGGUUUACCUGGACUCAAAGGAGACCGAGGCUUUGAUGGAAUUCCUGGCAUUUCUGGUCUUCCUGUUGCACCACUUCAAAGGUGAUAAGGGAGAUCCAGGACUUCCAGGAGUUAAAGGUCCACCGGGUCCGUCAGGAUUUCCAGGUAUUAAAGGAGAAUAUGGACGACCGGGACAGACAGGUUUACCGGGUCUGCCAGGUCUACCCGGAAUGAAAGGAGAUCGUGGAAUAUCAGGGUUACCAGGGGCACCGGGAAUGAAAGGACUUAAAGGGUCGCCAGGAUAUCCGGGUCCAGCCGGAGAUUCAGGCGGAGACUAUUUAAUGGGAAUACUUCUCGUACGUCACAGUCAGUCGGCCACAGCUCCUGAAUGCCCGCAGAAUAUGCAGAAAAUAUGGGACGGAUAUAGUCUGCUGUAUAUCGAGGGCAACGAAAAGGCACACAAUCAAGAUCUCGCUCCUGAAUGCCCGCAGAAUAUGCAGAAAAUAUGGGACGGAUAUAGUCUGCUGUAUAUCGAGGGCAACGAAAAGGCACACAAUCAAGAUCUCGGCUUUGCUGGUUCUUGUCUCAGGAGAUUCAGUACAAUGCCAUUCCUCUUCUGUGACUUCAAUAGUGUUUGCAAUUACGCCUCCAGAAACGACAAGUCCUAUUGGCUGUCGACCAAUGCGCCCAUACCUAUGAUGCCGGUGGGAGAAGAAGCCAUAAGACAAUACAUCAGUAGAUGUGCGGUGUGUGAGGCACCGGCUAAUGUGAUUGCAGUCCACAGUCAGUCACUUGAUAUUCCCGACUGCCCUCCAAAUUGGACAUCGCUAUGGAUUGGCUAUAGUUUUGCAAUGCACACGGCUGCCGGCGCCGAAGGUGGGGGUCAGUCGUUGUCAAGUCCUGGCAGUUGUUUAGAAGACUUCAGAGCGACGCCAUUCAUAGAGUGUAACGGCGCUCGAGGAACGUGUCAUUACUUCGCAAAUAAGUUCAGCUUUUGGUUGACGACAGUUGAGACUCAGUCCCAAUUUGAACGACCCAUCAGUGAGACACUGAAAGCUGGAAACCUGAGGACAAAAGUGAGCCGUUGUUCGGUUUGCAUCAAAAAUACCAGUUUCUGAUUUCACUCUAAACUAUAGAUUUUAGUUAAUUUAAAGCCAAACCCACUUUCUUAUUAAAUUAUUAGCGAAAUUUUUAUUAUACUUAUUGUACAGAAAGCUUUUGUAAUUUUUAUUCAUUUUAUGGCUAAUUCUCUUCGAAACCAAUUCAUUAUUUCAAUUCAAUUCGCGAUAAACACGACAACCGUUUAUAGCAUUCAACAGUGCCUUCGAUUCACUUGAAUCUGAUUUCAAAGCAGAGAUUUAAGUGAUUUAUUGUUAAACCAAUCAGUCAUUUAUCAAAACUACACUAUUUAUUAAUUUUUUAACGAGUUUUAAUUAUUAUUAUUUAUGAAAUCAAAACCGAGUGAUAUAUGAAUUGUUUAGAUAAACAAAGCUUAAUAUAAAUCAAAUGAAAUCCCUGUGAAAAUCACUGCCGGAUAGGAAUCACUGCCAAACCGGUCAGAUAUUUAUUAAUUGUUAUUGUAAUAUAAUUCGCAUGACUUUCAAUGAUUUCACUGCCAUUUAAAUAAAAACUGAUCAGUUUUGAGUUAUAAUUAUAUAAAUAUAACAAAAGACUAGUCGUUCAUCCGAUCAAAACUCCAUUCCUAACAAUACUUUUGUUGCUUAGAAUUAAUUAAACGAUUAAAUAAAUUGCAAAAUGUUUUAA